Messenger RNA from Fulvia fulva, 981 nucleotides. Its product is annotated as Arabinan endo-1,5-alpha-L-arabinosidase A. Bases 1 to 981 code for a protein of 326 amino acids. The record is from RefSeq and is a predicted model, not a curated record. Gene Ontology annotation, molecular function: arabinan endo-1,5-alpha-L-arabinosidase activity. NCBI's taxonomy places the organism in Eukaryota, Fungi, Ascomycota, Dothideomycetes, Mycosphaerellales, Mycosphaerellaceae. The transcript is spliced from 3 exons. Gene Ontology annotation, biological process: carbohydrate metabolic process.
AUGUUAUACAAGUCCGCCCUGCUGGCCCUGGGCUGUCUGUCUGGAUACGUUCAGGCACAGUACGCCAAGCCAGGAGCAUGUACCGGUGUUUGCGUCGACACACACGACCCUUCAGUCAUCCGACGCAGCAGCGAUGGCACUUACUUUCGCUUCUCGACAGGAGGAUUGAUCUCGAUACACACCGCUCCAGAUAUCACCGGACCAUGGACCUUCGCCUGCAAGAUGUUGUCGACCAACUCGAAAGUGACCAAGCACGGCAACCCAGGCAGUGAUCUGUGGGCUCCCGAUGUCAGUCUCAUAGGCGACACCUACUACGUCUACUACAGUGUCAGUACCUUUGGCACACAGAAUAGUGGUAUCGGCUUGGCCACAUCAAAAACGAUGAACUGUGGAUCGUUCACCGACGUAGGAAGCGUUGGCAUUACCUCUCGAGAUGGCUCUGCUUACAAUGCCAUCGACGCGAACUUGUUCAACGAUGGUGGUGUGUAUCGCAUGACGUUCGGGUCCUUCUGGAACAACCUAUAUCAAGUGCCCAUGGCCAAUCCACCGCGAGGAACUUCCGGUAUAUCGGUCCAGGUUGCGUACGAUCCAGCUGGUGAUCACAAGGUGGAAGGCCCUGCGCUCAUCAAGAACGGCAAAUACUACUACCUGUUCUUCUCGGCAGGUCAGUGCUGCGGGUUUGACACGAACCCAGCGCCGGCAGGGACAGAGUACCAUGUCAAAGUCUGCCGGUCUACAAGUCCGAACAGUGGAUUCGUCGACAAUAACGGCGCAUCGUGUCGAAGCGGCGGCGGAACGACCAUUCUCGCCUCGCAUGGUAACAUCUAUAGUGGAGGAGGCCAGUCCGUUUACAACGACCCAAAGAAUGGCUGGAUCAUGGUAUAUCACUAUGUCAACACCAACAUUGGCUAUGCGAACGAUCAGAAGCAGUUUGGAUGGAACAAGCUCAGCUUCUCGAGCGGCUGGCCUGUGCUCGUAUGA